AUGGCUCUCGCCCCUAAAUACGCCGGCCAAAAGUUCGUGGCAACCAACAUUCCCACGUUACACACCCUGGAAAUCUACCUCGACUAUGUGUGCCCAUUUUCCGCCAAGAUGUUCAACACUCUCUACACCUCCGUCCUGCCUUUAAUCGAGCAGAAAUACGCAUCGAAAGUGCAGGUCGUAUUCCGGCAGCAGAUCCAGCCGUGGCAUCCUUCAUCGACCUUGGUGCAUGAAGCCGGGGUUGCGGUGCUCAAGAUACAGCCCGAGAAGUUCUGGGAUUUUAGCAAGGUUCUCUUUGACGAAUCCCGCUCAUUCUAUGACGUCAACAUCGUGAAUGAAACACGGAAUCAGUCUUACGCCCGUCUCGCCAAACUCGCAGCCAAGGUUGGCGUCGACGAGCAAACGGUGCUGAAAAUGCUAUGGAUUAAUGAUCAGCCGGAUAAGGAUGGCGGAUUUAACUCGGGGAAUGGCGUUACGAAUGAUUUGAAGGUCCUGGUUAAAAUGAAUAGGAUGGUCGGGGUACAUGCUACUCCCACGGUGGUGUUUAAUGGGGUUGUGGAGAAUAAGAUCGAGUCGAGCUUCACGCCAGAGCAGUGGGCGGAGUGGUUGGAGAAAAAUAUCGCGAUCCCAAUUGCAAACGGAACAGCAAACAAGGAUUCUUGCACAAUCGCUUUACCGCUUUAUUAUGCUGUGGCUUUCGCCUUAAGAGCAAACUCUACGAGCAAUGGGCGUCCCGCUUCUCAGCAACAGCAAUCAAACCCUAGACUGCUGAGACAGAGCGCCCGCCUACAAGCAACCCAGCGUUCUGGAUCAGAUCGCAAGUCCCCGCAGCCCAUGAAAGCUCCCUCGCAUAAGCCAACCCCUAUUCCUAUCAAUCAUCCUGGUCCGCAACAAUCACGUAGUCAUCUGACGCUAAAACGGAAAUCUAACGGAUCUGUCGAGCCUGAAAGACCUCUAAAACGCGCUCCUUUAACAAAGAAAAACUUAAAAGCGCUCGAGAGAAUGGCAGGACGACGGAAAAAGGUUCCUACGGCAGAGAUUACUGAACAAUCUACUUCUUUGAUUACAACAGCUAAUAAGGAUUUUAGCUUACAGCUGGGAGAUAACAACAUUGUUGUUUUCGAUGGGCUUAAUGGACAUGAUCCAGAUGACAUGGCUGAAGUCGGAGAACUAUUGAGCCAGCGUCGAGACUCGAACCCUCCGAGCAAGCUGGCUUUUCAACAGUAUCUGACGAUCAUCAGACAGAACAAUAAUGAGGUCACAAUACAGCAUAACGCCUUAAAUCUCCUUGCAAAGCGGAGCGUCGAGCGAGAGCUUUCAAACUACAUGCAGAGACUUAAUUAUUCCUGGGUAGAAGUCAAUAACCAUCUUACUGUCAAGUUAAGUAGUGCCAGGCCAGAUAUCGCAGAGAGUUACCGCAAAUCCGAUUACCCUCUGGAAGCACGUGAAGCACUUUCCUGCUCGAUUGGCCCUACCGCAUGUGAUAUUUCAAUGCCGGCUUAUACCGUUGAAUGUAAGAGUACCGAAGGCAAUAUGCAGACAGCAGAAAAUCAAUGCGCCUAUAAUGGAGCACUUAUGGCGGAGGGAGCGCGCGAUGUGCAUAGGUAUCUAGGCAAGUCCAGCGAUAAUUUCUACGGCAAAACGCAGGCGCUCACAGUCGCAUUUAACGGUGACGCCCUCAAGAUCUAUGGGCAUCAUAUAGUUCAGACCCCCACACCUUCGCAGCCCGCGGGCACUGGCGACAUGGCUACUCUCAAGUAUCAUCAGCAUCUUUACGCUCACUUAAACCCUCGCGCUUCCUUCAAAAGUUUUCAGGAAGCAUACAAGCAUCUAAGGAAUUCUCAAGAUUUCUGUUACAAUCUCGCGGCCCACAGGAAGGAUGCAUUGUGGGCCCAUGCAAACGCAGCCAAUACGCAAACUACGCCAGAUGUUAGCGAUGGAAGUAAGAAUGAGGACGAGGACGGGGACGAGGUUAGCAAAUCGAGUCACCUAUCAUCAGCAGAAUCCCUUGCGAGUCCACAGGAAGCUACAGACGAUGAGGAUGAUAAUACGGAGUAG
Messenger RNA from Venustampulla echinocandica, 2055 nucleotides. RefSeq lists its product as uncharacterized. The coding region runs from base 1 to 2055 and encodes 684 amino acids. NCBI's taxonomy places the organism in Eukaryota, Fungi, Ascomycota, Leotiomycetes, Helotiales, Pleuroascaceae. The transcript has 6 exons. The record is from RefSeq and is a predicted model, not a curated record.